GUUUGGUCUACCACCAUUUACCACCAACCAGGAGAGGUAUGAUGACCCUCCCCAAGCAAGAGGAGUGGCAGCACUACCUGGACUGCCUGGUCCAUACGCAGCUCCGAGACAUGGAGGGGAGACUCCAGCAUCGCAUGGCCAUGGUGCUGAGCCAAACUCAGCCGCUGGAGACAGAGGGGGGUUACAGGGAGGCUUCCCAGCACCGGACGUUUGACCAUCUGAUGGAUCAACAGGAUAGCAGGGCUGUAAUGAGGAGAAUGAGGAAGGCCAGAGGGGAGCAGCCAAAUCAACAGAGUGCCAUGAAGAGCCACUCAGGCCAAGAGACACAAAGAGGAAGAGGACAGGAAAGAAAACUUAGGACACUCCCAGGCGGGAAGGAACAGGGUACAAGUCAGGACAAGGUGUUCUAUGGGAGCAAGAAGGAACACAGUGAGAGUGACUGGAAGACGUGGUUGAGACAACGUCUGUUUGGGACACACACGGAAGUAAAGCAGGACAACAUCAACAAAACUGUCAAACGUGACAGACAACACAGAGAGGGAGAGAGAGGGAGAGUGGAGGGAUUCUCUAGAAACAAAGACAGAGAAGAGAGACCAAAGAGAUGUAGAAAUGUAAAGUGUGCCAGGGCUGACCAGUCCAACAGAGAGUAUGAGACAAGAGAGAGAGAGGAGCAAGAGUGUCACAAGGAUAAACAAAAGAAAAGAGAGGAUCAUAUUAGGAAAGGAGAGAUGGAAAAGGAGAAACAAAUAGAGAUGGAGAAGCAGAGGGAAAAAGAGGAGUUAGAUAAACUAUACGCUUAUAUAGAGAAACUGAGAGAAGAGAUUAGACUGUUGGAAUUGGAGAAAAAUAUGGAGAAACUGAGAGGGGAGGUUAGACUGUUGGAGGUAAAAGUGACGAAAGGAAAAAACCAAAUAAUCAAUCGAAAAGAGUGUGGAUACAAGAGAGGAAUCAAUAGCAUGGAAGAGGGAAAGAGGCAAAGAGACAAUCGGCAAGAGAGCGCAAAAGGAAAAGAGAUGGAGGCACAGGAACUGACUGAAACAAGCAUGGCUAAUAAGAAGAGUUUGGCAGACAUGACAAAAUGUGAGUUAGUAGUGAAAGAAGUGCAAGCUCAGGCAGGAGGACUGAGUAGAAAAGUGUUGAUAAAGGAGCAAGAUGACAACAAUGGGAAUAUUUGGGACUCUGAGGAAGACCAGAACAGUGACCAAAUAAAGCAUCAAUUUAGAAAGAGUGUUAGUGAGGGAAAUGACGACUCUGAGAUAGAAGUGGAAGAUGAGACUGAGAAGGUGGGGAGGAAAGAAAAAACACGUAAUUCAGAAUGUGGCAAGAGUGCAGAACAAAAGGACAGAAGCAAAUAUCCAGGGAAGUUGAGUGGUGGACAUGGAGACACAAACUUUAACAAUGAGUUGAGGAGAAAAGCACUAAAAGAGCAAGAGCAUAAUAUUUCAGAAGACGGGAUGAAAGGAGCAAGGGGACAGAUGACAAAGAACACAGAAGCGGAGAGUUAUGGCCUGUGGAAUUUGGACUUUUGGAAUUUGGUCAAGGAUAUAGAAGCACAGUGGAAAGGACCAAUCAGCGAAGAGGACAGUGACAGUUCAUGGGGUCGGGACUUUGAUGAGGAGAACACUAGAGUGACAGACACAGAUCAACAAAAGGAUCAAGACAGUGACACUGAUAGUCUGUGGGACACUGAUUCUUACAAUGAGAUGAACAGCAAUGGUCAGACAGGGGAACAGAAACAAACUGCUUUUGACAGUGACAGCUCAUGCGAUUUUUACCAAUUCCAAGGAGGGACGUGGCUGUCUUUUUGAUCGCUAUACUUCACAUCACAA
Sardina pilchardus (European sardine) is the source of this 1829-nucleotide messenger RNA. Its product is annotated as trichohyalin-like. NCBI's taxonomy places the organism in Eukaryota, Metazoa, Chordata, Actinopteri, Clupeiformes, Clupeidae. The coding region runs from base 39 to 1808 and encodes 589 amino acids. The record is from RefSeq and is a predicted model, not a curated record. The transcript is spliced from 3 exons.